Molecule: messenger RNA, 3069 nt
Organism: Cutaneotrichosporon cavernicola
Lineage: Eukaryota; Fungi; Basidiomycota; Tremellomycetes; Trichosporonales; Trichosporonaceae
Exons: 9
Coding region: 1-3069 (1022 amino acids)
Molecular function (GO): calcium ion binding
Source: RefSeq, a predicted model, not a curated record
AUGUCGCUCCCAAUGCACCUCCGUGCAUACACGGAGAAGACAAAGGACGAGGCUGCGCGCGACUUCUUCAACGUCCCGACACCAGACCAGCUCCCCGCGCCCUCUGCACCGCCCGUCGUCGUCAAGCCCGCAAGAGGCAAGUCGGGGACGGGGAGUGCGAGUGGACUCCAGGGAAUGGACAUCAAUGCCGUGCUCAGCGUCGAGGGGAAGGAGGAUGUGUAUGCCGGCAAGUUGUCCCUCCUCCCGCCAUUCCUGUGCUUCGUCAGCAACGAUAGACGUUCCUGCCGCGCCACACUUCCGCUGUACACUAUCCGGCGCGUCGAGCGACUAAACUCUCGUGCAGGCGUCUUUGCACUCUCACUCGCGACGUGGCAUGGCAUGCGGAUUAUCCUCCAGCUCACGUCGCUGUUACCCACCGCGGAGCACUUCGCCAUCCUCCUCCGCGAUGCGCUCAAGUCGCAGCUCGCGGAGAUGAAGGCACUCAAGCUCUUCCUCCCAUCCCUCUACUCCGAGUACCUCCUCCACGCUGUCCCAUCCGGCGAACCGGGAGCGCUCAUCGAGACGAGUCAUGAAGAGGGCGACCUGCGCGGCCCGGGCGGCGAGGGCCGUGGGACAUAUGAGCGCGGGCUUGGCGAGACGUUCGGCUUCCCCGGUGAUGCGCGCAAGAUGCGCGAGCGCAGCAAGAUGAAGCUCUGGAAGGAGUACUUUGCCGUCCACGGGCGAAACAUGACCCUCCUCCGCUACCCUCCAUUCCAGCGCCUGCUCCAGGUUGGCUUGCCAUCACGGUUGCGCGGAGAGCUGUGGGAGGUGAUGAGCGGGUCCAUCUACCUCCGCUUUGCCAACCCCAAGACGUACCAGCUGCUCCUCGAGGAGAACAAGGGCAAGAGCUCGCAGAGCACGGACGAGAUCGAGAAGGACCUCAACCGGUCACUGCCAGAGUACAAGGCAUACCAGACCGACGAGGGUCUUGCCAAGCUCCGGAGAGUGCUGGUCGCGUACUCGUUCCGCAACCCCGAGCUGGGGUACUGCCAGGCACUGAACAUCGUCGUUGCCGGCCUGCUCAUCUACAUGUCCGAGGAGCAGGCGUUCUGGCUCCUCGAGUUGCUCUGUGACCGGAUACUGCCCGGAUACUACUCGCCCUCGAUGGAGGGUACGCUGCUCGACCAGCGUGUGUUCGAGUCGCUUGUCAAGCGCUGCCUGCCGCUCAUCCACGACCACUUUCGCGAAGUCGACGUCCAGAUCUCGGUUGCGUCACUCCCGUGGUUUCUCUCGUUGUACAUCAACUCGCUCCCGCUCAUCUUUGCGUUCCGCGUCGUCGACUGCGUGCUCGCCAUGGGCGUCAAGGUGCUGUUCCAAAUCGGUCUGGCCAUUCUCAAGAUCAACGGCGAGGCGCUGCUCGAGGUCACUGACGACGGCAUGUUCAUCAACCUCAUGCGCAGCUACUUCUCGACCAUUGGCGAGUCGGCGCACCCGACCCAUCCUGACCCACGCGUGCGUAACAUCACCAACUUCCAGGAGCUCCUCGUUGUCGCAUUCCGCGAGUUCAACGUCAUCACGGACGACACGAUCACGAGCGAGCGCCGUCGUCUGCGCGCGAUUAUUGCGGACGAAAUCGAGAAGUUCUCGAAGCGCGCUGCAGUGCGCAACCUUCGUAAUGUUGGCCGCUUCAACAAAGAGCAGGUCGGCAUUAUCUACGACCACUUCUUCUCGGCGGUGUGUUCGCCUGAGGGUGGUGGAACCAAUUUAGUCGAACCGCAGCCUGGGGAGCUUGAGCAGCCACGUAUCACGGUCGACGCGCAGGGCCGUGUCGAGACCCGCAUCGACCUUAGAACAUUCAAGGUCCUACUCUCAGGCAUUGCGACCUGGGCGCGUGAGGAGACUGUCACGACCAACGCGUUCAUGCAGCGCACCGAGCGGCGCGUCGCCGAUCAUGAGAUCAUCGAUAGACUCUUCUACUCGUGGGACAAGCAAAACGUCGGCACGCUCUCGCUGCAGGAUGUUGUCGAGGGCCUUGACGACGUCAUGUCUGGCGGCCUCAUGGAGUCAAUCGAGUGGUUCUUCAAGCUCCAUGACAAGGAUGGUGAUGGCUACCUGACCAAGGACGAGGUGAUCCGCCUCUCUGAGUCGCUCCUGUUCAUCUUCCGCAACGAGCCUGGGGACAUAUAUCUGGCCGCCGUGUCGCGCUUCAUCCUGAACGCGUACGAGUUCGGUGACGCCACGGCGCCAGAGUCGAGUCUCCCGCCGCCGCAGGACGAACUCAACGGCGAGCACCAGACGGCGACGCAGUCGCGUGAGCGCUCUGACUCUGCCGCAGGUCCACACAACCUGCCGUACCUCAGCCUCCCGACGUUCCGCAUGGUUGUUCUGGCCGACGAAUUACUCGAGCAGUUCUUCGAGCACUCGCUUACCGACUCGUUCCAGCUCGAGGAUACCGAGGAAGAGGACUACCACAAGACGCACGCCAAGUCGGACGGUCUACUCGGUGGUCUCGUCAACCUCGUUUACACGGAUGAAAACAAGUCGCGCUUCAACCGCCUUGCCGACGGUAUCGGCUCGGCGCUGGGCAAGCACGCCGAGUGGCGCAAGCCGGCUUUGUCCAAGGCGGACCCGAUGGCACCCGCGCCGGUAGAGACGCGUGCGCGCGAGUCGCUCCUGACUCCAUCACAGCGUGCGCGUGCACGCAGCGCGUCUCAGGCGUCGCAGGUCAGCAUCAAGACGUCGGGCAGCUCGUCGACGGUCAAUACGCUGGACAAGCCAUCGUCGCUGGCCGAUGUCGAGAUGCGAUACCGCGAGGAGAGCGAGAUGGUUCGCGCAGCACAGGAGGCGGUCAUGCACCGUCCGAACUUUGCGAUCGACGCGAUUGGCGACAGCGACGGCGAGGACGAGGAGGAGGGCGCAGACGAUGGCGUCAUGGACGAGGUUGAGGCAUUCCUCAAGGCCCACGGUGGAGAGGACGACACAGCCGUCAAGGGUGCUGCUAAGAAGGAAGCUGAGGAUCUUCUCAAAGCAGAACCGAUGCGGCCUGGUCAAAAGCCACGACAGACGAGUGGUGAUCUUGUACAGCUGUGA